Scatophagus argus is the source of this 5738-nucleotide messenger RNA. RefSeq names its product zinc finger protein 16 like (gene znf16l). Gene Ontology annotation, biological process: regulation of transcription by RNA polymerase II. NCBI's taxonomy places the organism in Eukaryota, Metazoa, Chordata, Actinopteri, Scatophagidae. Gene Ontology annotation, cellular component: nucleus. The coding region runs from base 961 to 2631 and encodes 556 amino acids. The record is from RefSeq and is a predicted model, not a curated record. Gene Ontology annotation, molecular function: DNA-binding transcription factor activity, RNA polymerase II-specific; RNA polymerase II transcription regulatory region sequence-specific DNA binding. The transcript has 3 exons.
ACAGUAAUGUGAUCAGUCAUAUGUUUCAUUUUGGGUUCAGUUUAUUAGCUCAGGUUGGUCUGCUCAGCUGUGUUCACUUUAUGAUCGGUUGUCAUGGCUUGUGUCCAGACGGUCGACUGAUUCGGAUUCUGUGGAAUGGAAACAGAGUGGAAUUGACAAUUCCGUUUGUCACUAUGUGCGUUUAUUUGUUUAAUUAACAUAUUUUAUGGGGCCAGUACUUGGAGGCAAUCACAAUGCCCAUCACAAGGACAUAUUUCUAGAAAAGGGCUGUACAUGAUGGUGAUCAAAAUCCAUUUCUAACAGUUUAUUAACACUUACAACUGCAUUGUUUAUGAUUAACACCACUGAGCCAUCAGAAAUAAAUGAACAAAAAUAAAUAACAUUUAAAAUUACAUUAAUAGGCCUACUAUCAGAAUAAAAAAUAAUACUUGCAAGUGAAACGUUUCCAAACUUACAACUUUGAAUUAAUUUUAUCAAUGAAUCAUACAUGAUCUACAGAAGGUGAGAACAUUUGUCUAUUACUCCAUUAGUUACAUCUUAUAAAUAUAUUAUAAAGGGUGCCUUGGAAAGUACUGCUAUAAUAUAGAUACAACUCCCACAGCUGUUGAGCUGCUCUAUACUGUAGAGGGCGCUGCUUGUGAAAACUGAUCUAUUCUUGAACUAAACUCUGUCUAAUUCAGCCAUUACUGUAACUGUUGUGCGUUAUCCGUCAAGUAAAUUAAUAUCAAAAGGACACUUCCAUUUACUCCCUUCAAAACAAAGGUAUAAUUAACAAAACUACCUCCAGGCAGUUGUUUAACAUGAAAAUGCCUUUGUUUUGAAGAGAGAUUCCUUUUUACAUCCGGCAUUACUCAUGCCAACCUAACUACCGUCUUUCAGCAUCAUCCAAACAUUAGCCUGCCUAGUAGCUUUUCGCUAGCCAAACUCUCCACAAAAUAAAGCUCAUAGCCAACAUAAUCUAUGAGUCGUAAAAGAAACCACAAUUUCGCUGAAACAAGCCUGUCUCCUGAACUCCACGGCGCCUUCAUGGAGCCUCAUGGGUCAGCGAACCGAGUCGACGGCGAUUUCCUGGAGCUGGAGCCCGACGAGGAGCUGCUCUGCUCGGUCAGCGACAUCACCGAGCACCUUGGCAGAAACAUCACCGUAGUGCUGGAGACAGCUCUGUCUGAGAUCCGCAAAAUGGUCAGCAUUAGGAUACGAGUCCUGAAAAUGGAGCUACGCGAGAAAACCGAAGAGAUCGAAGUGUUGAAAGCGAGGCUGGAAACAGUCCAGAGGGAUGGUAGGGACGGAUUCCCCGGCAUUUCCACCGUGGAACCGUCUACAGAUCCUGGUCUCAAGAAAGCUGACUUCACCCCUGUCAACAAACACAAUAAUGUCGACCCCAGGAGAGCCAAAGCUGUUAUGCCUGGUGUCAAAAAGGAGAAUAUUGAUGCUAUUUGUGACUAUCUGAUGAAAGACAAGAACUCGAGGGGGUGUGCUGAAAUGGAUGGAGAUCAGAACAGCCAAGCCACCGUGGACAGGGAGGCUCGCCAAGAGACAGACACACACUCCCUUCACCUGUGGUCAGACAGCGGGAUGGCUGGCUCCGGGCCUGGGCACGGAGACUCCGAGUCCACCACAGAUGACAUCUUCAGUAUGCUCCCAUCUGGUAGCAAACGGAUGUAUGACUAUGAAUGGAUAGCACCAAUGGAAUAUUCUUCAGACCUGAAAGUAAUGAAGGAGCCUGAGUGUGAGAGCACCCUGACCGGUGAGACAGAGGAUGAUGAUGAUGAGGAUGAGCUGUCCAGGAGAGAGAGGGAGGGACUAGAGCAGGCCCAGGCCCCGCUCUCACAUGUCCAGCCCUCUGAGUUCUCCAUGGAGCCUCAGAGCUCUCCAGGGGAGGGGGGCAGUCCCCUGGAGGGCAACACAGACCGAUCCACAGCAGGCCAGCAGUUCCCAAGUCACACCUAUAUCUGCUCUCUGUGUGGAACCUUCUGCCCUGACUCUGUGUUCCUAGAGGAACACGUCAAACUGAUACAUUCAGACUCCACUGAUGCCCAGGCUCUCCAGACCCUGCACUCCACCUGCUCAGCUGCACCCGCCAUGGGAGAUAGCAGUAGUGACUCCAGGAGGGGUGGAGGGGCCCAGAAUGAGGGCAGUGCAGGGGUAGGGGCAGGUGCCUGUAUCAGCCGAGGAGGGGGGCCUGUGAAAAAGGAGAUUAAAAUUGAGGGGGGGUAUGAGUGUGGGGACUGUGGCCGCCAUUUUAACUAUCUUGGCAACUUGCGGCAGCAUCAGCGUAUCCACACUGGAGAGAAGCCUUUCAUGUGUCCAGAGUGCGGGGAGAGGUUCCGCCAUGCAGCCCGCUUAAAAAGCCACAGGCUGGUGCAUAGUGGAGCCCAGAGCCCCUUCCCCUGCCCCCAGUGCGGGAAAGGUUUCUCAGUGCUCUCUGGACUCAAGAGACACCAACGGGUACACACCGGUGAGAGCCCAUAUGCUUGUCCACAGUGCGGCCGCCGCUUUAAGGAGCUGGGCAACCUGUACACCCACCAGAGGAUCCACAGCGGGGCCACACCCUACUGUUGCCAGCAGUGUGGACGCAGCUUCCGUCAUCUGGGAACCUACAAAAGCCACCGUUGCACCCCGGCGCAAUAACCAGCCCUGCUUUCGAGGCUUAUGUUAACCAUAUGUCAGAGCCGGGUGCAGACGCUGAGGCGUGCGUCUUCAUCGUGUGGCUCUCAGUUGACACUGGUGAAGGUGCCGCUGCUCGCCUGGAGAACAGGGCUGCUAUGCCUGUGAUGCUGCCCCAAGCUUUGGUGUUUUGUCACAGUCAUGACAUUUCACUCCUGCAUGAGACAUAAAGACAAGCUGUAACAUUAAGAUUGACCUCAGACACAGCUGCUUGACCAAUCAGAGCUAAGUCAAAGUCCACAUCAUUGACACGACAUAGCUGCAGAAACAUCUACAGUUCCAUGACAAUAGAGCAAGUUCUCACUGAUAUGAGAGUGUGUGGGGAUUGUUAAAAGCUCUGUAACAAGCUAAUUACCGUGUUUUGUUAAAAAAAAAAAGCUUAUCAGAGGCCAUCAGGCAACAGUUAUGUGUUUUUGUAGAGGUGAUUGUGCUUUAAGGUCGGGGAAGUGGAUAAACCCCUGAAAGCCCAGAGGAUGCCCUUCCUUUGUUUGAGUGGAAGGCAUCGGUUCAUAAAAGGACCUAACCAGUGUUAUAGCAUAGUUUUAGUCCAUUUUCUAUAAUGUUUGUUUACUUUACAGGAUAAUUUCCGUUCAUUACAACUUCAGUUUGCAGUUGUGCCCAUCAUUUCUAUCUGUUGUAAUGAUAUUGUAGUCAGUUACAGUGGGGCAAGUAAACAACCCCCUCCCCAAUCAGUCAAACUUAUUUAAAGGAGAAAACAAAGGUGAAUAAUACAAUUUUUUUUUUUUUAUUCUACAAGUUCCAACUGUCUGUUGUAAACAUCCAUCACAGUUUCCAGAGUGAUGUUCUGCCGUACACAGUUUUCUGUGCAUUGUUGGAUUAUUAGUCCCAUUUGCAGUCAUUCAGGUUAAAUUUAACCUUCAAACGUAGUGGUUCAGAUAAAGUGUUGACUUAAGUUGUAAUUAACUGUGAUUAUCCUUUAAUCAUGUUCCGAAGCAUAUUUCACUAUACUAUGGAAAUGAGCCUGAGUAGACUUGAAGCUGGCUUGAGACAGGCAGCUGGUCAACACUAAUGUACUUUACCUUGUUACUGUGUAGUAACUCAGCUGAGGAGGCAGAUCAGAACUGUGCAAGACAAAAGGCAAAAUGGUUGGGAUUGUGAUAGCCGUGUCUGGUUACUUAUGUACAGUGUUUGGUGUCUGAGAGGCAGUGGUGGAAAGUAACUAAGUACACUUAUUCAAGUACUGUUUUUAAUUACCAUACAAUUUUAACAUGGUUGUACUUUACUGCAGUAUUUCCAGUUUAUGUUUUGUCGUACUUCUACUGCACUACAGUUUGGAGGACAAUAUUGGCAGCUUUAGACACUACUACUUUGCAAAUUCAGAUUAUUCAUGCAGAAUAUAUACAAAGUCAUUAUGAUGUGUUGUCAUGGAUUAUGCUAGCCAUCAGUAUAUAAAGGAGUUGAAUUGAGCUCCACCUUUAACAUUAGUGAUGGUUACACAUGAAUGUAUUAAUAAUUACAAGGUUUUAAACAUUAUUCUGAAAUAUGUCACUCUGCAUUAUGAGUACUUUUUCAAACUUUAAAUAUAUUUUGAUGCCAAUUAAUUAGUUUGUACUUUUAUUUUAGUAAAACUGAGAAUGCAAGAUUUUUACUUUACAGAAUAUUUUUCAAGUGUCGUAUUAUUGCUUUUAAUUAAGCUAAAAAUGUGAGUACUCAUACUCGCUCCACCACUGUUAGUCAGACUUCCAGGAUUGUAUUUUAUAUCUCAGCGGUAUCUGAAGAAAUGCCUGACCCAGGGCUGAUUUUGUUCUGAAUGCUGAUUUGGCCUGCAGCAUAAUCCACUUCUCCCAUAUCUCUGCAAUAAACUUGUUUCCUCCAAGAAAUGGGUAAAAUGCUCCAAUUUUCUAACAACAUGGAAAGGAACCAAGUUGACCACACCUACAGUUCUUUUGUGAGAGAAAUUCUAUCCGCCAUUAAAGCCUACGUUGGUGGAUGUUUGAUGCUACAAAAAAUAAAUAAAGAAAUAAUCAAUCAUUUAGUAUCACCUUAAUGGGAAACAAAAUGCGAUAUGGAUUAACACUACUUGGUCACAUGAUGUUUGUCAAAUGAUAUGUCACCGUAUGCCUCAGCAGAUGUGCUUUGCACUAAAGGCUCGGAGCUUCGGAGCUGCAGUUUGUUUUUCUAACUCAUCAUGGCACAGUAAUUUAGCUAAAAAAUAAGAGCGAACAUGAUGCUGACCGGAUUACCUCCCAUCGACUUGAGUUUUCAGUAUUUGAUGAAUGGUUGCCAAUAAAAUGGGAAAAACUUAAAACCUCAACUUAAAACACCCCUGAUUUCUUUAAUGAAGUGUGUGUGUGCAUAUGUGUGUGUGUGUGUUAACAAAGACACUACUGGUUCAGAAUUUAAGAACAUGUUACAUUGUUUUCAGCAGGACCCCCCCCCCCCCCACACACACACACACACACACAGAUAAUGAAGGAAGACUUUUGUUAAUCUGGGUACCGUGGACGUUAAGGUGAGAGUCGUUGUUGGAUUUAUUCAUUUCCCUCAGGAUGACCUGUCAUAACUUCACUCUGUGGUGACGGAUAGGUCUGUUAAUGGAGCACCAUCGCCUACAUGUGGACUAACUGUGUAACUACAACAAAAAACAUUGUUGGGACAUCCUGCUCACCUUUUUUGUUUUGUUUUUUAUCAUGACAUGGCUCGAUGCUGUGUGUAAAACAGAAAGGUAAUUAUCUACUUUUUUAAACAUUGUAAUCUACUGCUGCAAUCAACCGCCGUUGGUUAUUUUAUAAAUUUGCUUGUACGAUGAAUAAAAACUGUGGAUAGAAAAAUACUUGAAAGAAAAAAAAACACAUCCCAAGUGUGUCUGGUGUAUUUCCAUAAUUGAUCUGAUUCCCUGAAAGUCCAUUAAAAAACUGACCCAUUACUCAAGCUUGUCUGUAAAAUGAGUUUCUAGGUCUUAGCACUGUGUGAACUACGAAAAGCAAGAAAACAACUUGUGGAAGUGAAACACUCACCAUUGACAAACUGCUUUCUAAUAAACGGCUGUCUUAACGUCAAGGAGUGGGAGCUUUUUUGAAACAAAUAACAACGGUGGAAUUUAACGAACA